UCGCUACUCCCAUUACAAGCAGUACGCCUCGCACGUUACCACAUUCUCACCCCCAACAGUCCAACUUCACGACAGCUUCCACACCACCGGAAGGUUCUUCAUGAUAUUCGAUCUCCCGAAAAUCUACUUCUUGCCAGUCGUUCAAGAGACGCGCCAAUCAAGAUAGCAGACUUCGGCUUAGCUGUACAGACAACGGAUAAUCAACCGAGACGACAUGGUUUAGCUGGCACGUAUGUAUACAUGGCGCCAGAAGUGAUAAGAGAAAUUCCGUACAACAAUGCGGUUGAUGUGUGGUCAUGUGGCGUUAUCCUCUAUUUGUUGCUGGCUGGCUAUCCACCGUUUAUGGACAGAGACGACGACCGUUUGCAGAGAAAAAUUCUUACCACUCGACACACUUACCCACCCAAUGAAUGGAGCCUCAUUACCCGGGCAGCGAAAGACCUGAUCGAUCGAAUGCUGGAACGGGAUCCAUCCAGACGAAUUUCAGCAGCUGCAGCUCUUCAACACCCGUGGCUGCGGGAAAGAGCGAGAGUUGCUUCGGACAUCCAUCUUCGGGAGGCUGUCGAUCACCUGAAACAGUUUAAUGCACGUCGUAAAUUCAAAGCAGCCGUUGUGACCACCAUGCUUGCAAACAGACAGUUAAAAGCAGUCAGACGUGAAAAUGAUGGUAAGAGUUUCAUCGAACCCGGUUUCGGUAUUGACCGCAGCACACUCGAUAUUAAGGCUAACCCUCAUGAGUGA
Molecule: messenger RNA, 741 nt
Organism: Opisthorchis viverrini
Lineage: Eukaryota; Metazoa; Platyhelminthes; Trematoda; Opisthorchiida; Opisthorchiidae
Exons: 8
Biological process (GO): protein phosphorylation
Molecular function (GO): ATP binding; protein kinase activity
Source: RefSeq, a predicted model, not a curated record